UUUGUGCAAGGCUUGCAAAAAACAUACAUUUAAAAAAUAUGAAAUAUGAAAGUGUGUAAUAGAUUAAAUAAAUUAUAAUUAAACAGAGCGCAUUUAGUGGUGUCGUCGUGAGCGUGAUUAGUUGUCAACAACCUUGAAUAACAGCCAACAGCCGUGUGCAUGAUGAGCUUGUGGAUUUGGAUUUGAGCACAAAUGCGAUUUGCAACAAGUGUUUGUUUGUUGUUUGCCGCUCGGCAGGAACGAGUUUGCUGCUGCUUCUUCUUCUUUGUGCUGUUCUUCAUCUGCCCAAAAUACAUAUCCAGAAUGCGAAUGCGAAUUUUGUUGGUACUGAUUUUGCUGCUCGAUACGACGUUGACAGCCUCCUCACAACUGCAAUGGAUGAGGAAGCCAACCAACUCGGUAACAAUACGCCAGAGUGCUGGAGGCUUGUGUGCCAAUCACUUGGCUGGCUCAUUUGUGGAGCAUGCCGAAGACUGUCGGUUGUUUUAUCUGUGCAUGGAGCGUGGUGAUGCUGUGCUGGCCUCCUGCCCGUCAACGAUGCUGUUCAACUCGGAGAAUAAAAUUUGCGAUGCGCCAGAGAAUGUGAGAUGCACGAAUAGCAGCAGCAACACUGGUAGUGGAAGCACUAGCAAUCCGCCGCCCAGUGCCAGCGACAAUGACUUAAACAACAUGGUCACGGAUGCCGCCACUUAUUGUGCCACGUUAACGCCUCAGCCGGAAAACGAUCGCAUUGUUUAUAUAGGCAGCUCGACCAGCUGUAAUAAUUACUACAUUUGUUAUUAUGGACAGGCCAUUCCGCAGACAUGCAGCGCGGAGUUGCACUGGAAUGCAGUGACGGCCAAAUGCGAUUUGCCGGAGAGAGCACAAUGUACACUGGAAACUCCGCCAAAUACGCCGCCAGCGGAUAGUACAAAUAUCUCCAAUGAACUAAUCCAUUGCCCACCCCAUGGACAGCAUUUGUAUCCACAUAUGCGGCGCUGUGAGUUCUUCAUUUAUUGCGUUAAGGGCUACGCCACCUUGCAACAGUGCCCCUUUUAUUACUAUUUCGAUGUUGUUACCAAAAGCUGUCAAUGGUCUCGUACGGCAAUCUGUGCGAGGGAUUUAAAUUUCGCGCGUCAUUAGUAAUAAGUUUGUCUAUCGACUUCGAUUGUUUGUUAAA
This is a messenger RNA of Drosophila nasuta, 1159 nucleotides long. Its product is annotated as putative chitinase 10. Gene Ontology annotation, cellular component: extracellular region. The transcript has 2 exons. The record is from RefSeq and is a predicted model, not a curated record. NCBI's taxonomy places the organism in Eukaryota, Metazoa, Arthropoda, Insecta, Diptera, Drosophilidae. Gene Ontology annotation, molecular function: chitin binding. The coding region runs from base 193 to 1122 and encodes 309 amino acids.